UCCAUGAUCCAAAUAAACUGUUUGGGUGCUUCAAAGUCGAGUAUGUUCUCACAUGGAUCCUUUCCUUUCUUGUCGAUUGCGAAAAUGUCCAGAAAUAUGCGGAAUUGCAGAGGAUCUCGCUUCAUUGUUAAAGCUGAUGCAGUUUACUAUUUGGUCCUCGGAGUUCCGAAAAAUGCAACCUUAUCUGAGAUUAAAACCGCAUAUCGGAAACUGGCUUUGAGUUACCAUCCGGAUGUGAACAAAAAUCCUGAUGCAGAAGAAAGAUUCAUAGAAAUAAGUAAUGCAUAUGAGAUCUUAUCAGAAGAGAUGAAAUCUCUUUACGAUAAGUAUGGUGAGGCUGGAAUGGAAGACAUGGGGGAGUGGUUUCAAAACGAAGAAUUCGAGUUAUAUUCUUUAAAGACUCUUAAAGCCAAAUGCACCACAUGUGGCGGACUAGGUCAAGUGGUUUCAUCAGCAUGUGCUCCUCUUGACUUGAACCAACAAGUCAUGACUUGCUCUUCCUGUAACGGCACUGGAGUGGUACGUGCUCUGGAUGAUGAAACGGAUAAGUCUCAAGGUAUCGGCCGGGGUUGAUUGCGGUAGUUGGUUAAGAGUGAGAGGACAAGGCAAUGACGGCGAGUCAUCGGGUGAUCUGUUUGUUGUUAUAGUGUACCUGGUGUUGAAAAGGGAUGAUACCAAUAUACUCUACAGUAGAAC
Messenger RNA from Arabidopsis arenosa, 696 nucleotides. The record is from the annotation of a GenBank genome assembly. Lineage: Eukaryota; Viridiplantae; Streptophyta; Magnoliopsida; Brassicales; Brassicaceae.